This is a messenger RNA of Psylliodes chrysocephalus, 3075 nucleotides long. Lineage: Eukaryota; Metazoa; Arthropoda; Insecta; Coleoptera; Chrysomelidae. The record is from the annotation of a GenBank genome assembly.
CUUAGUUAUACAGGAUCACCAACAUAUAUUUAGUGUAAUACUUUGAUAUGGCAUCCUGGUGUAAUACCAUUCCAAUCUUAUCUCUGUCUUUCAUACAAUAUUUGCUAUUUUUGUCUUGUUUUAAAAGUAUUAACACAGCUUGCAAGCAGCUCGAAGCAGCUAAAUAAAAAUCACUUAACAAAGGCCUAAAUCAAACUUUAUUUUCUAGAAAAUAUGGAUAAAAAUAUUGUUUUAUUAAAAAAUGAGCUCUGAUAGUUCAGAUAAUGAAGAUCUAGAAUUGCUAAGAGAAGCACAAGAUACACAGUUUUUGAAGGAAAACUUAUAUUCCCAAGAUAAAGAUAGGACAAGUGAAGAAGUGCAAGAAAAACCCAUUAGUUUGAGGAUAACUAAAGAUGAAAAUGAGCAGUUUAAUUUUUUAAAAGUAACACCUGAAUUCAGAAAUUUCGUAGCAAAGCAUUUGACUAAACUUCUAGAUAAUAAGUUGGAAAGAGAGUUAGAAUAUGAUGCUUAUAAUAGAGAAAUUAAGAGAAAACGGAAAAAUAGUGGUGUCAGACUAUUUUCCCAUUCAAAGAAGCUGUUAAAAGUUGGGGAAAAUUUAACUCGAAACAUAAAUUUGUGUACAAACAAGACUAGAAUAAAUACUGUGCUUAAGCAAGACAUUGUGGCUACAGAUGAAGAUUUAAGGAUUUUAGCAGUAUCUGGUGAAUAUAUUUUAUCAAAAAAGGAUACAGAGCCCUGGUCCAAUAGGUCAAAAUCUGAGACAUUCACUUACAAAAAAAAUAAAAAUGGAAAAUUAGAAAUAAUUGAGCCCAAAUUCAAGGAAUCUUAAAAAAUGUCUCACAUGCCUCCAUUUCGCUUGAAUGUGCCUAAUUUGCCUGCUGACUUGCCUCCUGCCCCCUCAAAUCCUAAAAAAAGAAGAAAAAAUGCCCCAAUUCAACCCCCACCCAGUGUGCAGGACUUGCUGCCACCCCCUUUAUCAGGAUAUGGAGAUACUAUUGUAGCUUCAAACCCUUUUGAUGAUUGUCCCAGUAAUGUAAAUACAGGAAGUUCUAUGGGUAGACCUCAUGGAGGACCCCCUAUGGGUAUGGGGGGUCCAGGUCCAAAUAUGGUAAUGGGUAACAAUAUGGGUAUGUACAGACCUAUGUGUCCCAACCCAUCCAUGGGUAUGAACUCUCCAAUGAUGCACAGCCCUAAUGCCCAUCAAAUGAAUAACUCUAUGAUGAUGAAUGGUCCUAGAAUGGCUCAUAUGGGUCCUGGGCCAGGUCAUGGUCCUCCACACAUGAUGCCCAGUCCGAAUGGUCCUGGAGGAGGAGGACCAAUGGGUCCUAACAUGAGUAUGACAGAGGCAGGUCGGAGACAUGUCCGAGAAGGUACAGAGUUCCUAGAAAUACACCGGUCAGGAACUACCCAACUCUACUACCGAGGUAAACCUCCAAAUGGCACUUCUAAUCAAAAUCAGAAUAUGUAUGAUCACAUACAGACAGGUCCUCCGAUGCAUAGUCCAUUAGGAAACAUGGGUCCUAUGCCAGGACAAGGACCAGGUAAUGCUAGCCCCAUGAGCCAUUCAGGUCCAAUGAAUGGUGGUGGAAUGAACAAUCCUAUGAAUGGACCUCCCAUGGGUGGUCCACAAAUGGCACAUGGCCCUCACGGACCACAUGGUGGCCCUGGACCUGGUCCUGGAAUGAAUAUGUCCUCUGGAAAUGGACCUCCGGUUGGACCCCCCAUGAAUAACAACUUUAUAAUGUCUCCUAUGAAUAACAUGUACUCAAAACCCAUGCCAGUAUCAGCAGGAAAAGUUUACCCAGUAGAUCAACCAAUGGUUUUUAACUCUCAAAAUCCCAAUGCACCACCCAUAUACCCUUGUGGGGUAUGCCAUAAAGAAGUUCAUGAUAACGACCAAGCCAUUUUAUGUGAAAGCGGGUGCAACUUUUGGUUUCACAGAGGCUGUACCGGCUUAACAGAAGCGGCUUUUCAGUUGUUAACAGCUGAAGUGUAUGCAGAGUGGGUAUGUGACAAGUGUCUACAUUCAAAAAACAUCCCGUUAGUCAAAUUCAAACCUUAGUAUUAUCUAUUUUUGAAGGCUCUGUGUGGAAUGGACCGAAUGCUCAUCUAAGUUAUUUUAUAGACAUUGUGCUUUUAUUUCUCAAAAGUACUGCAGACAAUUUAUCUAUAUUACCCCUGUAUAUUUACGCUUAAAAUUGCAUAUUUGUAUGCUAAAUUUUAAAAUUACAAAUUGUAGAUAUUGCAAUAUGGCCUCAUAGUAAAGAAGAAAAAAAAAAUAAUUGAAACCAGUAAAAAUUAUAAAUUUGUAAUUUUAAGAUUAGAAUUUUUCGAAAAAAAAAAAACUUAUUUACGGAAGUAGAAAAGAGGAAUGUAAUAUUUAAAGAAUCAUUAAAAACUAUAAAGUGUUAAAAUUUAAAAUUAUUUUUUGUUUAAUUUCAAUAAAAUUUUAAUUUGUGAGUAGAUAAAAUUAGUAGAGGUAGAUGAUCAGAUUGUCUAUUAUUUCGAAAACAAAAGUCAUUUAAUUUCCUUUUUGAAAAUUAUUUUAUGUCAAACUUUUUAAACCAUCUAAAGGUGUGUACAGACGUCAUGAAAAAGCACAAACGAACAAGAAUAUAUAUUCGAAUAGAACUUCAAGAAGAAGAAUGGUGCCAUUUUAUUCCAUCCAUUGUAAUAGUUUUUGAAUUUUUGUUUGGUAUCAUUCUUCUUAAGGUGCAAUAUGAACCAGUGCUUUAUUACUUAUUUGUAUUUGUCCGUAAUGUCUGUAGGCAUAUAAGAAAGUUACAUAAUAGCUAAAGAUAUCUACUUUAGUACUAAUACAAGAUCUUAUAACAUUAAAUUGUACUUGUAACUAUUUAUGUUAUGAUUAAGUACUUUAUAACCGUUUUUAAAUAAUUAUAUAUCUUUAAGAGAGGCUAUGUAUUAUAAAAAUCAAAUAAAUCUCAUUAUCUAGAUUUGUUUCUAUUUUUAUCACCCUCUUUUCAACUGACUUCAAAAAAGGAGGAGGUUCUCAAUUCCUCGCAAUAUUUUUUUUAUGUAUGUUCAGCGAUAAUGAGCCGUGUUCACAUGCGAGAU